AUGAGUUCUAGCGUGGUUGUCGCGCUAGUGAAGUUCUGCGAAACUCUUGCAGAUAAGUCUGUUGAUGUAACUUCGAAAUUGCGUGUACUGAGCACACUCAAUGAAGUAACGCUUACGCUCAGUGAGUUGUCAGAGUCAGGUGUUGGUCGGGCUGUUCGUAAAUUGAAAAAUGAGCCUGGAGAACUCGGACAAACUGCGUGCACACUUAUAUCAAAAUGGAAAAAUUUACUCAGUGAGCACAUAAAACAAGAAUCCGUGAACCUCUGUAUACCUGGAAAUUCCAAGGCUACUGUUGUAAAUGGUGAACCAAAAAGUUGUGGAAAAACUUGCAGUCCAAACAAUUUGUUACCAACUAUAAAUGAGAAAAAGACUAAGGUAAUUAGCAGUCCUCGAAAUAGUUCUAAAGAAAGUGGGAAAAACGUUACACCUACAGCUGCACAGCUGGCCAUCCAUAGUUGUAAUAAUUCACCGCUUCACAACAGGAAUUCAACUUCUCGUUGUAUUCCUAAUGGUUCCUCACCUCACGAUUCAUAUACGCCUCCAAAAGUUCAUCAUGAAUCUCCAAGUAGCAAAUGUAAACUGGUAUCAAACAAAAAAAGAAAGUCGGUGGAGGUUGUAGAUUCGAUUGAUUCAUCCAGUGGUAUUUCGUUUAUGGAUUCAUUAAAUGUCGGUACAAGCAUUCGAUCUCACCGGAAGAAAAAAUGUAGUCAGACCACUGCUUCUAACAGUGACACUCAAUAUGGUGGCAGUCAGAAACCUGAGAUCAGUGCUCCAAAGUUAGAUGAAACAGUUGAUGAAGAUGGUUUCGAAAGUGGUGAUUUGAAAUUUAAAUCUAAGAAGGUACUCUGGGUACCAAAACCCAAUCGUUCAGCGGCAGUUCUUCCCAGUUAUUCAAAUUUAUCAAAUGAUUUCCCAUGCUUUUUCGAUCCUCCAAGCCUAAUAGAUCUUUGUGUCGAUGUGUUGGCACGUAAUAUAAGUCGUCUUGACCAUGUUGGUCAGGUUCCCUAUGAAUUGUUAGCAAAAGCUCUACGUGGUGCAUCUGUGGAGGACUUAACUCGAAUUGAACGUUACAAUCCCCAAUUCGUUGGUCUCAGUGAUGAUCUUUGGCAAAAAUACGUAAAUAGAGAUUUCCAGCAUUUGUCAAGUGUUCGUCGUCGACCAGAUGAAACAUGGUGUGAAUUUUACAAUCGUUUAUCUAAAGAAGAAGCGAAACGCUUAGAUCGUAUUAUCUCACAAUCCGCACGUAAAGUGAAAGAAGAACAGGAAAUGCGACGUACAACCUUGACUACAGAAGUUAUUACCCCACGCCAGAUGCAGCGACGUGGAUCUCGUCAAACUAAUAACGGACCCAAUAAUAAAGCAUUACCUUACUUUAAACCCCGUAACAUGAGUCAUCCAUCUCCGAAUGCUACAGAUAAACGCAACAAAGUGAAUCAUCCAAUUGCUUCGACAUCAAGCACAACUACUGCAGGUUCUAGUGGCGUUUAUGGUGGUGGUAGUGGUGGUCUUCUAAGCAAACUGCGUAAACAAUUCCACUCUGGUCACCUUAGAUAGCUGUAAUAACAAUAAUAAUAUUAAUGCUUUGUAGCUCUAUAGUUUAAUAAUGUGUAAAUUUUCUUCUGACAUUCAAGUGAACUUGUUUCUACAUUAUUUAUGCUGUGAUCUAACUUUUCAAAACUGCUUUUAAUAACAGCUCUAUAGGUUAUUAUUUUCCCUUUUAUCUGGUCCCCUUCUGCCAUGCUUGGAUGGAUAAAUUAUGAAAUAACUCAUGAAAGACUUGUUAUUGUAGUGGGUUAUAUGAUGUACGUCUCAGGUACUAGAUCUUGUUUAUUUUUGUUGAGACAUUUGAAAUGCCUCAACCUAAAAUAUUUUACCAUUAACAUACCUUGCUAAUGUGAAGUGCUUCUUUUGCUCUACUAUGAUGUCUCUCUGUUUUUUUCUUUUUGUUGUGCACACUUCGUGCUUGCUUGUCUUUCUCUUUCACAUCCAUUGUUUUACUGUGUGGGAUACAUCCUUUGUUCUCUAGUUCUAGUUUAAUAGUCUUAUGUCUAUUAUCAAUUAUUCUAGUCUCCUAGACCUCCCCUGUGGUUAUAAGCUACUUAAAUCUGAUAAAUUUGUAUGUAUUUCCGAUUUUUUUUUCCUUCGGUUUUACUCCUGCAUCACGUUCCUUUCCGCGUGUACAUAUAAACUUUGAGAUCUCCCAUAAUAGUAAUUACUACUGAUCAUAAUAGUGAUCUUCGGUAACAUGUAACUUCAUUAUUUAUUAAGAGAAGCUCUCAGUUGACUUUUCUGUUCUUGUUUUUCCCCCCUAUCUUCUUUUGUUUUUGUUUAUGACGAUGACUUGUUUCAUAUUUUCUUACUCCCUGCUCUAAAUGUCCCCUUUUUAUCGCACCCUGUUAUUUAGUACUUUUUUUUCCUUUUGAUCAAUUAAUCCAUUUUUUCCUACUCUUUGUAUGAUAUUUUAUCGAAAAUUCGUUGCACUAGUGAUAAUAAUCGUAAUAAUGGUCAAUAACUUGCCAACUUUUAUAAGUUUUCUGUAGUCAGAGCAGGGAUAACGUUUAUGCUUGCAAACUGCGUUUAAUUGGUGUAUGGAAGACGAUGAGGUUAGUUCUCACUAUAGGGAUUGUGUGGAAUACAUCAAAUUAUUGUCAUGAACACGUCGAUCGUUAAUCGGGUAUGACAACUAAACUGACAAUCGAUUUUAUAUGGGGCUUCUGCUUGCAAGUUAAUACAAGAAACUAAUCUAUCAGUAUGUGAUCAAGGUCAAAUAACCAUGGUUUGAACUUCGGAAAACAUGCAAUCAAUCAAGGGUAGGUUAUAUGACAGUGACUGGGUAGUGACUAAAUUCUUAUCAAUACAUAUGAAGUCAUAUUACCCGAAUGCCUGUGCACCAUCUAAACGUAAAUGCAAUAAAUCAAUUUUUCAUUUUACAACUUUCGAAUUCCGAGGUCAUAAAGCUUAUAAACUGUGAAAAAAUUUAAACAUCGAUAUUUCACAUGUGAGAUUAACGUAAAACAUUGUGUACCAAUUUAAACAUCAAACAAAAUACUAAUGGUGAAAACUAG
This is a messenger RNA of Heterobilharzia americana, 3065 nucleotides long. NCBI's taxonomy places the organism in Eukaryota, Metazoa, Platyhelminthes, Trematoda, Strigeidida, Schistosomatidae. The record is from the annotation of a GenBank genome assembly.